Molecule: messenger RNA, 1098 nt
Organism: Triticum aestivum (bread wheat)
Lineage: Eukaryota; Viridiplantae; Streptophyta; Magnoliopsida; Poales; Poaceae
Product: phylloplanin
Exons: 3
Coding region: 1-774 (257 amino acids)
Source: RefSeq, a predicted model, not a curated record
AUGGGGAACGGGUUUGCAGUGGAGCUAACGAUGGCGGCUGUAGCUGUGGGCGCGACAGAUCCGGCGGCGAUGAUGGCUUCCAUGACGGUCGGCGCAUCUACGGUCAUGGGGCGGCGGAGCCGGCUGCGGCAUCGGCUGCUGCGGCCAUGGGUGAGAUGGAGACAGCAACAAUGGCAGUGGCCUCGGCCUUGGCAGCACAGACGCAACGAAGGAUACAUUGUAGGUGGCGGCAGCUCCGUGAGGGAUGGAGCCGGUGACGUUUGCUGCAUCCACGGCUGUGCGCGGGAUGAAGGCGGCGUGACGAUGGGGUUGCGGAUGAGGCUAAGGGGAGACGACAGUGGCGAUGGCGAUGGCGCCGUUAUUCUCGCCGUCGCCACGGUCGUGGCAGCCUGCUGUGCCGUGGCUUCCGCGCAGACCAAGUUCGGCAAGCUCGUCAUCACCGGCGUCGUGCCCUGCAACACCGGCACCCUCAUCGACGUCGCCACUUCUCCGGCAUUUCCAGACGCGAACGUGGAGCUGCGGUGCGGCGGCAACGUGGUGGCCGGCGCCAAGACGAGCCAGAACGGGUCGUUCGCGAUGGAGGCAGACAUGACCAACGCGCUGGCGGCGUUUGUGGGCGCCUGCGAGCUGGUGGUGGACACGCCGCUGGUAAAAUGCGACGGGAAGCUGCCGGCGGCGGGGGCGCUGGUGUCCUACCUGCAGGGCCCGCUCACUAGGCUGCUCAGCGGCAUCUUCCAGCUCGCCCCCGCCGGCUUCUCCUUCCGUAUGAGCUGAUCCACGGCCAUCCACCCCACGCAUGACGCCUAAGUAAUGCGUACGCAUGAGAAGUGGCAAGGACGCUAAUUAAUUACGUAUAGCUCUUACGUACCAUGCAUGCCAUGGCAGUGAUACAAAAAAUGGAACGUGUGUACCGCUAGCAGCAUAUAUGGAAUAAAGAAUCCAAGUCAUGCGUGAACUAAACACCCACUCUGAUCGAUUUUCCACUAGUAUAUUGAUGCUCUCAUGCCUGUAUCUCAAAUGUGCUAAUCAUGUCUGGGAAUUGGCAGCAGGUCAAUGAGAUUUUAUUUGAGAAUAAAGGGUUCCACGAUUUUUAUAGAA